AAACUGCAUGUUGAAAAAUAUUAUGUUAGCGUAAACUAUAUCGUGAUUUGGUCGCUGGGCGUCUGCAGCACAUACUCACGAGUUUUAGUUAAUGUGGAAUAAGAAGUUUAUUCGGUUGUUUUGAGUGGAUUUAAACUGUUUGCUGCUGUUUUGUCUGAUCAUUACGACUGUGUGUGUGUGAUUGACUGACCCGAACUGAACAGGCGGCAGCAUGAAGCUCUUCAGUCUCAGCAUCCUCUACAAAGGAGCAACCAAAGCCAACCUCCUCAAAGCGGCCUACGACCUGUCCUCCUUCAGCUUCUUUCAGCGUUCCAGUGUUCAGGAGUUCAUGACCUUCACCAGUGCCUUGAUUGUUGAACGAACAUCACAAGGAACCCGUGCCUCUGUCAAAGAACAAGAGUACCUGUGCCAUGUGUAUGUGAGAAACGACAACCUGGGUGCUGUGGUCAUCGCAGAUGCUGAAUACCCACAGAGAGUCUGUUUCACAUUGCUGGACAAGGUAUUAGAGGAGUUCUCCAGGCAGGUGGACAGUAUAGACUGGCCCUCUGGUAAUCCUGAAACCAUAAACUACAAAGCCCUAGAUAUUCACCUUUCCAAAUACCAGAACCCCAGGGAAGCAGAUGCAAUGUCCAAAGUGCAGGCGGAGCUGGAUGAGACAAAGAUCAUUUUGCACAACACUAUGGAAAGUCUGUUGGAGAGAGGAGAGAAACUGGAUGAUCUUGUGGCAAAGUCAGAGCACCUGGGAAACCAGUCCAAAGCCUUCUACAAGACUGCACGGAAACAGAACUCCUGCUGUGAAAUCAUGUGAUGUCGCUGCCUCGUCCUUGUGGACACACCUGUCUCUGCCUUUCUGCUUUUCCUACAUCUCCCAUCAUGCACCAGUCACCAGCUCUCAACACAAAGGACCGAACUGACGAUGUCUUAUCCGGGAUGGGGUGCCAGGUUGAGAGCAAGAAAGGAUGGAAGGUGUUGGCCAGUCUAAGUGUGACCUAUCCGGAUUAUGACUGAUGGGGGCUGAGGGAGUGAUGGGUUUUGGUCAGGGAAAGAAGUAACAGCUGAAUUAUUUUUAACCUUUCAAGGGGUAAUCAUCUGUGCGGUGUUUCAGUACCAGCUGAGGACAUAAUAGUGUGAUGUCGUGUAUUGGUGAUGUGUUGUCUUCAAACCAUUUAAUGUUCUUCAGAUUGAAUCAGAGCUUAAUAGUUUGAUCUGAAAUCUUAAACGUUUUGAAAGAGUAUUAACAACGGUUGUGCUUCUGCUUUAUAGCAACUCUGACAAUCUCACAGUCUUAUCUAGUGAAUUCAUACAGUGUGUCACUGUUUUGUUUCAAUUCUUCAAAACUAAACUGUUUUUCUUGCAGGCGUAACCUUCAUGCCCACUAGGUAGCCCUGUUUAUUUACUGUAUUAUUCCAAUGAGCCUGAAUGUCCAGGUUAAUCUAAAAAC
Molecule: messenger RNA, 1441 nt
Organism: Toxotes jaculatrix (banded archerfish)
Lineage: Eukaryota; Metazoa; Chordata; Actinopteri; Toxotidae
Gene: ykt6
Product: YKT6 v-SNARE homolog (S. cerevisiae)
Exons: 8
Coding region: 212-808 (198 amino acids)
Biological process (GO): endoplasmic reticulum to Golgi vesicle-mediated transport
Cellular component (GO): Golgi apparatus
Molecular function (GO): SNAP receptor activity
Source: RefSeq, a predicted model, not a curated record